AUGACAUCGGCGGCGGUGCGGGGCGAGCCGGCGGCGGGCCGCCGGUACUGGCGCUGGAGCAAGGCCGACUUUUUCCCGGAACCCUCGUUCCAGAGCUGGCGCGCGUACGGCGGCGCGCUACUGUCCACUGGGCCGCGACUGCGGGACCGCGUCACCAGCCGCUCAUCCGAGGCCGUCGAGGCGGGGACGCUGCUCGCCCAGAGCGAGAACCCCCUCCGGCGGUGCCUGUCGUGGGUGGAUCUCGCCUUCCUCGGAUUCGGCUCCGUCGUCGGCUCGGGCGUCUUCGUGCUCACCGGCCAGGAGGCGCGCUUCGACGCCGGCCCGGCCAUCCCGCUGGCCUACGCCGCCGCUGGCUUCUCGGCGCUGCUCUCGUCCUUCUGCUACGCCGAGCUCGCCACCGAGAUCCCGUCGGCCGGCGGCUCCUUCUCGUACCUGCGCGUCGAGCUUGGGGACCUGGCCGCGUUCAUCGCCGCGGGGAACAUCCUGCUCGAGGCCGUGGUGGGCGCCGCCGGCCUGGGCCGGUCCUGGACGUCGUACCUCGCGGCGCUCAUCGGCCGCGACAGCGACGCGCUCCGCAUCCACGUGCCCGCGCUCGCCGACGGAUUCAAUCUGCUGGACCCGAUCGCCGUCGUCGUCCUGUGCGCCACCUCCGCGCUCGCCGUGUCCGGCGCGCGCCUCACCUCCACCGUCAACUCGAUCGCGUCCGUGGUCGGCAUUGCCAUCAUCGCGUUCGUGCUGGCCGCGGGCUUCUCGCACUUCGAGCCCACCAACCUCGCGCCGUCCUUCUUCCCCUUCGGCGCCGCGGGCGUCUUCCGCGCCGCGGCCGUUGUGUACUGGUCCUACACGGGGUUCGACAUGGUGGCCACCAUGGCCGAGGAGACCAAGAACCCCGGCCACGACGUGCCGCUGGGCCUCAUCUCGUCCAUGUCGGCCAUCACACUCGUCUACUGCGCCAUGUCCCUGGCGCUCGUGGGGAUGCAGCGGUACAGCGACAUUGACGCCAACGCGGCCUACUCGGUUGCGUUCGCCGCGGCCGGGAUGAAGUGGGCGCGCUACAUCGUGGCGCUCGGCGCGCUCAAGGGCAUGACGAGCGGCCUCCUCGUCGGCGCGCUCGGCCAGGCGCGCUACACCACGCAGAUCGCGCGCACGCACAUGAUCCCGCCCUACUUCGCGCUCGUGCACCCCAGGACCGGUACGCCCAUCUACGCCACCAUUGCCGUCACGCUCGGCGCCGCCUGCGUCGCGCUCUUCUCCAGCCUCGACGUGCUCGCGUCCGUCUCCUCCAUCAGCACGCUCUUCAUCUUCGCGCUCGUCGCCGUUGCGCUCCUCGUCCGCCGCUACUACGUCGCGGGCACCACGUCACCCGCGCAGGCCCGCACCUUCCUCGCCUUCCUGGCGCUGAUCGUCCUGUCGUCCACCGGCCUGUCCGUGUACUACAACUCGGGCUACGCUGCUCGGUGGCCCGGGUACGUGGUGUUCGGAGCCCUGUGGGCGGCCGGCACGGCGGGGCUGGCGCUGUUCGCGAAGCAUCAGCGCGUGCCCAAGGUGUACGGCGCGCCGCUCAUGCCAUGGCUGCCGGCAAUGUCCGUCGCCACAAACCUCUUCCUGAUGGGCUCUCUCGGCUCCCUGGCCUACUUGCGCUUCGGCAUCUGCACGGCGGCGAUGCUUGUCUACUACGUGCUCUUCGGCGUGCACGCCACCUAUGACAUGGUGCACUCUGAAGGUCAGACGACAACGGUGGCAGACGCUUCCACCGACAGCGUGGAGCAGAGGAAGAUAAUGCCGGUGUGA
Molecule: messenger RNA, 1791 nt
Organism: Miscanthus lutarioriparius
Lineage: Eukaryota; Viridiplantae; Streptophyta; Magnoliopsida; Poales; Poaceae
Source: the annotation of a GenBank genome assembly